AUUGCCCAUGCGAUUUGAUGGGACUAGAAACAGAGAGACACACAAAGAGUGAGAGAUAGAGAGACAUAGAGAGAGAGAGAGAGAGAGAGAGAGAGAGAGAGAUAGAUAUAUACAGGAUGGGUGAUGGAUAUUUAGUGCUUUGUAGCUAUUGCAUUGCCGUACUCGAUUUGGCAUCAGCUCUGCUCUUUGCCAUUGUCUCUGGCAUGGUCUAUGCGAAGCAUGGCCAUUGGACCUCAAUGGCGGCUUUGGUAUUCACCAUCCUCUGGAUAUGCCUCAUAAUAAUGCUCCUGUUGGGAAUCUAUUGGCGUCGGGUGAGUUUCGUACGUUAUUGGCUGCUUUUUACCUGCUUGGGCAUACUUUUGGAUGGUUUUCUCUUGCUUUAUGGCCUUACACUGGCCAUAUCAGUGAAUUGGGAGGGCAUUAAGAUCACAGUGUUGCCUUUUGUGGGCUUAGCUGUGGAAAUGACAUUUGUCUAUAUUAUAUACAUAUUCUACUUGCAUCUCAAAGACCUCGAUGAAGCCAAACGAGUUCAAGGGGGUGCAGAAUAUGAUUAUCAAGAACAAAAUAAUGAGCAGUAUGAGCUGAAGGAGCUGGAUAAAAAAGACAAUUUGCAGCAUAUAAAAAAGCUAAUUGAAGAGCAUAACGAUGAGGAAAAGGCAAUGCUUAAGGAAAUGCAGCACAAUCUAUCUGCUGAUUGGGUAUAAGAAGCAAGAGACACAGAGAGAGAACGAGGGAGUCAGCGGAACAAAGAGAUAAUUUGCUAUUUUUGCUUUAUU
This is a messenger RNA of Drosophila willistoni, 776 nucleotides long. RefSeq lists its product as uncharacterized. The transcript has 3 exons. The record is from RefSeq and is a predicted model, not a curated record. The coding region runs from base 117 to 704 and encodes 195 amino acids. Lineage: Eukaryota; Metazoa; Arthropoda; Insecta; Diptera; Drosophilidae.